Molecule: messenger RNA, 2112 nt
Organism: Zygotorulaspora mrakii
Lineage: Eukaryota; Fungi; Ascomycota; Saccharomycetes; Saccharomycetales; Saccharomycetaceae
Gene: GLC3
Product: 1,4-alpha-glucan branching enzyme
Exons: 1
Coding region: 1-2112 (703 amino acids)
Biological process (GO): glycogen biosynthetic process
Cellular component (GO): cytoplasm
Molecular function (GO): cation binding; hydrolase activity, hydrolyzing O-glycosyl compounds; 1,4-alpha-glucan branching enzyme activity
Source: RefSeq, a predicted model, not a curated record
AUGAGCCAAAUCCCCGAAAACGUUAGAGGUGCUGUUGAGUUCGAUUCCUGGUUAACCCCAUUUGCUGAUGUGUUGUCUCAAAGAAGAUUCUUUGCGGAUAAGUGGGCUUAUGAUAUAACCCAUGCUACUCCCGAUGGGUCAUUCCAGUCUUUGUCCAAGUUUGCAAGAGAUUCGUACAAGUCAUAUGGGUUUCAUGCCGAUCCGCAUACCAGAGAAAUUAGGUACAAGGAAUGGGCACCCAAUGCGAGACAGGCGUUCUUGAUCGGUGAGUUCAAUGGAUGGAAUGAGACGUCGCAUGAACUGAAGUUCAAGGACGAAUUUGGGAAUUUCCAUAUCACGAUUUCUCCCACCUCGAGUGGUGAGUAUGCCAUCCCGCAUGAUUCAAAGAUAAAAGUCAUGUUUGUUUUGGCUGAUGGAUCCAAGAUCUACAGAAUACCUGCUUGGAUCACCAGAGCUACUCAGCCGGAUAAGGAGACUGCGAAGAUGUUUGGUCCUGUUUAUGAGGGUAGGUUUUGGAAUCCUCCCAAUCCCUAUCGGUUUGUUCACAAACGACCAGAGUUCAAUGAGUUGGAGGAUUCGUUGAGAAUAUAUGAGGCCCACAUUGGAAUUUCGUCUCCAGAACCCAAAAUCGCCACUUAUAAGGAAUUUACUGCGAAUGUAUUACCAAGAAUUAAGUAUUUAGGUUAUGAUGCCAUUCAGUUGAUGGCUAUAAUGGAGCAUGCCUAUUAUGCGUCUUUCGGUUAUCAGGUGACCAAUUUCUUUGCUAUAAGUUCACGUUUUGGUACCCCUGAGGAGCUCAAAGAAUUAAUCGACACAGCGCAUGGUAUGGGCAUUCUGGUUCUGUUAGAUGUUGUUCAUAGUCAUGCCUCUAAAAAUGUUGAAGAUGGUUUAAACAAAUUCGACGGGUCUGAUCAUCAGUAUUUUCACUCAUUGAGUUCAGGGAGAGGUGAACAUCCGUUGUGGGACUCACGAUUAUUCAAUUAUGGCAACUUUGAAGUUCAGAGAUUUUUAUUGUCCAAUUUAGCAUUUUAUAUUGACAUCUAUCAGUUUGACGGAUUUAGGUUCGAUGGUGUUACUUCAAUGUUAUAUUUACACCAUGGUGUUGGGGAGAAUGGAAGCUUCAGUGGAGACUAUAAUGAAUACUUAUCCCCGGAGAGGUCAAACGUUGAUCAUGAGGCUCUAGCUUACUUGAUGCUGGCAAAUGAUUUAGCACACGAAAUGUUGCCUCAAUCAGCCAUAACAAUAGCUGAAGAUGUUUCCGGCUAUCCAACUCUAUGCCUGCCUCGUAAAAUAGGUGGCACCGGGUUUAAUUACAGAUUAGCGAUGGCAUUGCCAGAUAUGUGGAUAAAAAUUCUGAAAGAGACUAGUGACGAGGACUGGGAUCUGGGAAAGAUAGUGCAUACUUUAACCAAUAGACGUCAUGGUGAAAAAGUCGUCGCAUAUUGUGAAUCUCAUGAUCAAGCAUUAGUCGGGGACAAAACCUUAGCCUUUUGGUUAAUGGAUGCCGCAAUGUAUACUAAUAUGAGCAUAUUGUCUUCAGCAACUCCUGUCAUUGACAGGGGCGUUGCCUUGCACAAAAUGAUUAGACUAUUAACAGAUUCUUUAGGUGGUGAGGCAUAUUUGAACUUCGAAGGAAAUGAAUUUGGCCAUCCAGAGUGGCUAGAUUUCCCAAAUGCUAACAAUAAUAAUAGCUAUCACUAUGCUAGAAGACAAUUCAAUCUGGUGGAUGAUGAACUGCUACGCUAUAAAUUCCUGUACGAGUUUGACGGGGCAAUGCAGCACUGUGAAAAGCAAUAUAAAUGGCUCAAUACUCCACAAGCGUAUGUGUCACUGAAAAAUGAAUCUGAUAAGAUAAUUGCAUUCGAGCGCAAUGGACUACUUUUCAUCUUCAACUUUCAUCCAACUAAGAGCUUCACUGAUUAUAGAAUUGGUGUUGAAUCUCCAGGGACGUACAGUAUCGUAUUAAAUACAGAUCAUAAAGUAUUUGGCGGGCAUGAAAGAAUUGAUGAAAGCUCGAAAUUCGUUACUACGGAUCUACCGUGGAACAAUAGGAAGAACUUUAUCCAGGUUUAUAUUCCAAGUAGAGUCGCACUGGUUUGCGCCUUGAAAUAA